UCAUCACAGCAACAGCACCACAUGGAUACAGUACCACUUUUAGAAACACGCUUGCUUGAGAAACAAGCAACGCAUGCUCUUCUUGUAAGCUUUUGCGCACAAAAGCCGCUGACAACUCCUCAACUGUUCAUUUCUUAUCUGCCCAAACCAACAGAAGCAAUCUCUGAGCAAAUAUCAUAUAAAUAAAUCUCCUCACCUUGUGCCAAACCCUCCAAGUGUGAAGUUCCAGAACCAAAAAUGGCGUCCGUUUUCACUUCAAGAACUCUCCUCUUGCCCUUCUUCAUCCUUUUCCCUGCUCUCUUUAGUGCCACUGACGGCGUCUUCUCUGAGCAGUUACCGGUAACCAUAACAAGAAGACAGAUGGAGAAGACGACCCGUCUUCACUUCUACUUCCAUGACAUCGUGGAGGGUAAAUCCCCAACCGCCCUCCAGAUCAUUCGCCCGCAUAAUAAAUCCAUCAACGGGUUUGGACAAACUUUCGUAGCAGAUGAUCCUCUGACAGAAGGACCAGAACUGACUUCCAAGCUUGUGGGAAGAGCUCAGGGUCUAUACUCCAUGGCUUCUCAGCAUGAACCUAGCCUGCUUAUGAUGAUGAACUUCGCCUUUCUAGAGGGAAUUUACAACGGAAGUGUUCUGAGCAUUCUUGCUCGGAACACCAUUUUCAACAUCAGGGAAAUGCCUGUUGUUGGGGGUACAGGGGUGUUUAGGUUUGCUCGUGGGUAUGCCUUGGCUAAGACAGUUAAGAUGGAUCGGUCAGGGAAUGCUGUCGUUGAAUACAAUGUGACUGUUGUACACUUCUAAGCCAAGAUUUGAGUAAUAAGCACAAGUGUUUUUUUCCUUUCU
This is a messenger RNA of Tarenaya hassleriana, 843 nucleotides long. Its product is annotated as dirigent protein 22-like. NCBI's taxonomy places the organism in Eukaryota, Viridiplantae, Streptophyta, Magnoliopsida, Brassicales, Cleomaceae. The transcript has a single exon. The record is from RefSeq and is a predicted model, not a curated record. Bases 238 to 801 code for a protein of 187 amino acids.